This is a messenger RNA of Diaporthe amygdali, 1614 nucleotides long. RefSeq names its product Transcriptional regulatory protein moc3. The record is from RefSeq and is a predicted model, not a curated record. The transcript has 3 exons. Gene Ontology annotation, biological process: regulation of DNA-templated transcription. NCBI's taxonomy places the organism in Eukaryota, Fungi, Ascomycota, Sordariomycetes, Diaporthales, Diaporthaceae. Bases 1 to 1614 code for a protein of 537 amino acids. Gene Ontology annotation, molecular function: zinc ion binding; DNA-binding transcription factor activity, RNA polymerase II-specific.
AUGGCAAGAAAAGGCAGCACCAAAGUGAGGACAGGGUGCUUUACGUGCAAAGCACGAAAGGUCAAAUGUGACGAGGCUAAACCACAUUGUCGGAGAUGCACCUCCACGUGCCGCAAAUGUGAGGGAUAUCCCGCCCAUCCCACUGGUCAAGCAGCAUACUCUUGGGCAGACCUCCUCUCAGCGCAGAAUGUCGCACCGACCGUUGUCCGCCGCAAUCCGAGCAUGGUUUUUACUUCGAAUGAUAUGGAAGCCCGGGCCUUGGAGUUCUUCAGGCUCCAGGUUGCGCCGGUGCUUUCGAAGCAUUCCAGCAAGAAGUUCUGGAACAUCCUUGUAUCACAGGUUGGGCAACAGGAACCUGCCGUGCACCAUGCUCUGGUGUGCAUAGGCUCUAUGUAUGAGGGAUUGAAUGACACCAGCCACGACCUCCUGGCACUAUCUCGAGAGAGAUUCGCGAUCACUCAGUACAAUCUGGCGCUGAGCAAGUUGAUCUCAUCAGCCAAUGACAAGAACACAACCUUGCUCGUCUGUCUGCUCUUCAUCUGUAUAGAAACGAUGCGAGGAGAUAAAGAUAUGGCGAUCGAGCACUGUCGACAUGGCAUUACUAUCUGCAAUAGCACACCACAGGGGCUUUUGGGCUGGGCAAAGCAGGAGCUCCAGCCGAUAUUUCUGCGCCUGGCGACGUUCCCGUACUUCUUUGGGGUUGAAGCUGCGGAUUUCCCAGAACCUGUGGGCCUGGUCUCAGAUCCUAUCGCACUAGAUGUCACAUCUAAGGAGAUGGAGACGUCCUGGAACUGGCUCGUUAAUCGUACUGUCCGCCUGAUCCGGCUGGGUCUCAGCUAUCGUCAAGGCCCUCUACGUCACUUGUCGACACCGAGCCACCUGUACGAAGAACAACGGGACAUAUUCGAUGUCUUAGUCGUGUGGCGGAAUCAUUACAGGGACAUCAGAUUGAAAGGCUCACUGAGCCUAGACGAUUUCCCUUCGCAUCUAUCCGACGAGAUGAAAUGCAUCGUGGGCAAGAUCUGGGUCUCAUGCUGCCUUAGUGGCGACGAAACGGCCUAUGAUGAACACAAUCAGGACUUCGAGGAGCUUAUACAUCUCGCUGGACAGUUCGCUGAGCUCAAAUUGGGAGAAUCAGGACCAAAGCCGAAAUUCAUUUUCGAAAUGGGCUUUAUGCCUUAUCUUUAUUUUGUGGUCCUGAACUGCCGACGGUUGGACUUGCGACUUGCUGCAUUAAGAUACAUGCCAUUGCUUGGGUACGAGCGGGAAAAUCUAUUCAAAGCCAAGAUGCUGUAUUACGUUGGCAUGCGCUGCGUUGAGAUAGAACAUGGAAUUUCCCUCGAUCCCGCCCGACCAGAGUUUCCCAACGACAUUGAGGCACAGCUGCCAGCAGACCAAUUCCGCAUCAGGAGUGCAGACAUCACAGACGAAGUGGAGUUCCGCUUGGAUGAGAACGGUAGGGAAGUCGAAUACAAGAAAGUCUUUUUCUGGAUCAAACCUGAUGCCAUCACUCCAGGCUUCACGGAGUGGGUGAAGAUUGGAUCCUUUCCUAGCGUGCCGCCCAGGACAGAAGCGACCACUCCAACUUCCAGCGCAGCAAUGGCGACGGAGUAA